Molecule: messenger RNA, 2670 nt
Organism: Ziziphus jujuba (common jujube)
Lineage: Eukaryota; Viridiplantae; Streptophyta; Magnoliopsida; Rosales; Rhamnaceae
Product: protein FAR1-RELATED SEQUENCE 5
Exons: 4
Coding region: 166-2427 (753 amino acids)
Biological process (GO): regulation of DNA-templated transcription
Molecular function (GO): zinc ion binding
Source: RefSeq, a predicted model, not a curated record
UGCAGAGAAGAUAAGCUCCCACACCUCCAGCUCCAGAUCCAGAAUCCCUAAACCAGCAGCUCAAGCUCACUCUCGUUCUUCUCUGCCGCCAGCGUGCUCCUCUCUGCCGCCCAACGCCUCCAGCAGCCACCCCGCACCUCCAGCAACACAGUCGCUUUCAGCAAUAUGUCAGACGACACUGGAACUCAUUUGUACACUCCACAAGUUGUAGAACAAAAAAAGCCAAAUGUUAAACAAGAAUUUCAAACAAUUGAAGAGGCUUUUCAAUUUUACAAUGCAUAUGCAAGAGAAUGUGGAUUUAGUGCAAGAAUGAGUACUAGUAAGAGAAAAAAAGGAACAAAUGAGCUAAUAUGGAAACAGUUUGUGUGUUUUAAGGAAGGAGAGACAAAUGAACAUUAUCAGAAGAAAGAAAAACAUACAGUUCAAAGAUCUGGUGAAAGGAAUCGAGGAUUAGUUCGAGUUGGCUGCAAAGCUAAGAUGACAGUGGUUAAGAGUCAAACAGGACCAAAUUGGAUUGUUAGUCAAUUUGUAGAAGAGCAUAACCAUGCACUUGCUAGUCCAAGCAAGAUACAUUUGUUAAGAUCUCAUAGAGUUGUAUCAGCUGCAAAAAGAGGUUUGAGCCAACAGUUAUCAGAAGCAAAUAUUCCAAUGUGUCAACAAAUAAGGGUGCUAGAAAUAGAAGCUGGUGGUCCUCAAAAUAUCGGAUGUGUUGAGAAAGAUAUAAGGACCUAUGGACAGAGGGUGAGAGAUGAACAAAAAGAUAAUGAUGCAGAAUUGUUAAUUGAAUUUUUUUCUUCUGAGGAAGAAAAAAAUCCAACCUUUUACUUUAAGUAUGAACUUGAUGAAGAAAGCAGGCUUGUUAGAUGCUUCUGGGCAGAUCCUUUUGCAAGGAGAUCGUAUCAUUUCUUUGGUGAUGUAGUAGUGUUUGACACAACUUACAACACGAAUAAAUACGAUAUGAUAUUUGCUCCAUUGGCAAGAGUAAACCAUCAUGGUCAGACUGUUAUUUUUGGAUGUGCUUUGUUGAGUGGUGAAACAACCGAAUCUUUUAUUUGGUUAUUCAAUCAAUUGUUGGAUGCAAUGCCGAGGGGUGCACCUCAGGUGAUUAUUACGGAUCAAGAUCCUGCAAUGACGAAGGCCAUUGCUCAAGUUCUUCCAUCAACUUGUCAUCGAUACUGUAUCUGGCAUAUUUUGAAUAAAUUUGCGGAGAAGAUAAAUACAAUGGUUUAUCGGGAUAACUAUCAUUGGUUCAAAAAUAUAAUUUGUAACUCGGAGACUAUUGAAGAGUUUGAGACUAGUUGGGCUGAGUUGUUGAAGAAUAGUAAUUUGGGAGAUAAUACAUGGUUGCGCCAAAUGUAUGAAAUCCGCAACAAGUGGGUUCCUGUUUAUUUUAAUCAUAUAUUCAAUGCAGGAAUGUUGAGCAGUCAAAGAGCAGAAAAUUCACAUGCAUUUUUCAAAAGGUACAUCUCAAACAAAAAUUCAUUGAUGGACUUUAUUGUACGUUUUAAUAGAACUAUUAAUCAUCAAAGACAUGAUGAGUUAGUUGCAGAUCAUAUUGAUGUGAAUGAGCAACCAAAGUUGAAAACUAUGUGCCCAAUGGAGACUCAAAUGGUGAAAAUUUACACAAAGAGAAAUUUUAUAAUUUUUCAAGGUGAGUUAUUUGAAAGUUCUGCGUAUUUCUUAAGUUGCACGUUUGAGGAUGAUGAGUCUAUGUUUUAUAGUGUACGGAAGGCUAGUAGAAGUUGCUCAUCAAGGAAUAGACAGCUUAAAUAUAAUAAACUUUCAGAUUCUGUGUCAUGCAGUUGUAGGCUAUUUAACUUUAAUGGAAUUCCAUGUAGACAUAUAUUAGCCUACUUUCGAAUUAAACAAGUCAUGUUUUUGCCAAGCGAAUACAUUCUUAGGAGAUGGACAAAAAGUGCAAAAAUUGGUGAAGUGUGGGAUAACAAUGGUCAAGAAAUGAAAGACCAUGACGAUAUGUCAUUGGUGACUAGGCAUGCAAGUUUAUCUCGAGCUUGUUCUAAUUUAAUUGAUGAUGCAUCUCUUACAGUUGAGGGUACCAAAUUUAUUUUAAAUGAGAUUGAAUUGCUACGUGGUAAAAUUAAAAAAAUGAAUGGUGAUGGAAUGACAAUGCCAGAAACAACUAGCAAAAGAAGUACAAAAGAGCUUCCAAGUAUUAAUAAUCCGUCACAUGUACGAUCAAAAGGAUGUGGGAAAAGAUUUAAAAAUCCAAAAGAGAUGUUAGUUUCAAAAUCACGCCUUUGUCGAGAAUGUGGACUUCGUGGACAGCAACACAAUAAGAGGAAUUGUCCUCGGUUGCAAGAAAGAUCUACAAUGAAUGACCAAGACAUCAAUUCCAAUUCGGCAAGUGAAGAUGAUGACUUAACUUCUCAUGCUGGAUCAAAUUUACAUGGUGCAAAAAGAUCAUAAUUGUCAUAUCGUGGAAGCUGUGUGACCAUGAAGAUUGAUAGGAGAUUAUGAAUAUUAAUAUGAAUUUGAAAGCUGGUUGUAUGAAAACUAUGUGUAAUGUAUGAGAACUAUGUGUAAUUUGGUCACUUUGAUUAUUUAAACAUAUGCUGGUUUUUGGACCUAUGUGUAAUGUGUCACAUUUUGUAGUUUUUAAAGCAACUUCUGUAGAAUUAUUCAUAUUCAAAUUAUAAUUAUAUUUUUAUU